GACGACAUUGUUGAGCGGCAGCCUCGGCGUCGCUGGUCCGUCACAAGCUGUGGCCAGACGCAGGACCAGGAUUGGCUCAGGCAAACUGCUGCCGCCGUUGCUGCUGCUAUUGAUCUCUGCUGCUGCCACAACAACAACAACAACUACAGAACCGACAACUACUACAAUAACUACUCAGCCUACAAGCCAGGAUGCAACAGCAACAGGGGCGACGACGCAGCACGCUGAGCUAUCCCGUGGCGCUGCUCGUGGCGGCCAUGGCGCGUACAACCCAACUAAUAGUAUUCCAGCCGACAUCGACAACAUCGAGCAGUCGAACGGUAAUGAUAGCUCCAGCUCCGAUCCAGCCAGUAACAACAACAACGACAACAAUAACAACACCAUCAUCCAGUCGAAUGCAACUUACAGCGACGAGGACGCUGAGCAGAUGCUGCCACAGAUUCCGUCGUAUAUACGCACAACCGCCAUGUUCUUCUGCAUAAUCAUCAUGCUGCUGGGCGUCAUCGGCAACGUGAUGGUGCCCAUCGUCAUAGUGAAGACAAAGGAUAUGCGCAACUCGACCAACAUCUUUCUUACCAAUCUCAGUAUUGCCGAUCUGCUGGUUCUGCUCGUCUGCACACCAACCGUGCUUGUCGAGGUCAACACACGUCCCGAGACCUGGGUGCUUGGCCACGAGAUGUGCAAAGCUGUGCCAUUUGUGGAGCUGACGGUGGCUCACGCCAGCGUCUUAACCAUAUUGGCCAUCUCAUUCGAGCGCUACUAUGCCAUCUGUGAGCCACUGAAGGCCGGCUAUGUCUGCACCAAGGCGCGUGCGAUUCUCAUCUGUGUGCUGGCCUGGGGCAUCGCUGCGCUCUUUACGAGCCCCAUACUGUGGGUGGCUGAGUACAAACUGGUCGAGUAUAUCGAUGGAUCAUCGGUGCCAGUUUGCCUCACCCAGGCAAUUGGUGUAUCCACCGUUGGUUUCUUUCUGAUGACCAUAUCCGUGUUCUUCGUGCUGCCAUUUCUAAUACUGGUUGUCCUCUAUGGCAUCAUUGCGCGCAACCUCAUCUCCAAUCAGGGUCCCAUGCUGCGCGCCCGUCCCACCAAGCCGGAGCUCAGUCUGAAGGCCCGCAAGCAGGUGGUCCUCAUGCUGGGCGCCGUUGUGCUCUCAUUUUUCGUCUGCCUGCUGCCAUUUCGUGUGCUCACACUCUGGAUCAUAUUGAGCACGGAUCAGACGCUGCACGACAUUGGCCUCGCCCGCUAUUACAGUCUGCUCUACUUUUGCCGCAUCAUGCUGUACCUCAACUCGGCCAUGAAUCCCAUACUCUACAACCUGAUGUCGACCAAGUUUCGCAAGGGUUUUGCUCGCCUCUGUCACGAUGCUGGUCGCUUACUGCUCAAGCUGUUGACGCUGGGUCGGAGUGCCCGCAGUCCGCAUGAGCUGCACGGACGCAGUGGCACCAUGUCGACGGGCACGGGAACGAAUACGAACUCAUCGAAUACUACGGCUGCAACCAACUCGAGCAUUUUGUCCCGCAGCUCGAAUCGAAGGACCAGCGAAGAUAUCAGUCGCACACGCCUGAAGAUUGAGCUGCAUAUUCCAUGUGGCAGUGAUCAGGAGGCCAUGGCCAUGCUGCAGAACUCGACGAUGCGUAGCAAGCGGCGGGAGAGCGACAGCAGAUUGCUGACCAACAAGAAUCCGCAUCCGCGGCGCCACAAGCAACAAAUCAGCUUCGACGACGCCGCUGUGGGCGGAACUGCCAAGGAAGCUGUAAAUCUGGCCUAAGAAAAGAGGUGGCGAAGGCGCAACCAAAUGAAGCAUCGGCGCAAAAGAAAAAUGGACCAUAACCCGUUUACACUUACGCUUCAAUUCGCAAGGAAUUUGACGCAAGCAGCAGCAGCAGAAGCAGCAAGAGUAGGAGUUGACAGUCGUCUGAUCCUGGCAACGCCUAUACAAAUUGCGUUUUGAGCGAGUUUUUGGCAAGCAUAAUCGAUUCCCUUACGGCCGUUGACAGCUCGAGCUUUGCCGUUUUCAUGAUCCUGGUCCAUCGGUUGCUGCUGCUGCUGUUGCUUGCGUCUUGGACAUUUCCGCACAAAAAACAAUCAAUUUUUCGGGCUAUUAAACUCGAAUGAAAGUGCCAAAGAUAAAUAACAGCAACGACAGCCAAAGCACUACAACAACUACAACUGGAAACAGCCGUACAGAACUAUUGGAAACGUGUUCGGGGGCGGGGAGACGGGACGAUGGGCCACGAACGCCAUUAAGCGGCGGGCGCAUGUAAAGCAUGGCAAAUGGAAAUGGCUUAAUAUGCGUUUAGGCAACGACUUGGGAGCCCAUCAAGACGGCGGAUAAACAUGAUUUAGGUGUAUUGAAAUACAUAGUUUCAGUUCAUUUGGGGCCGCUGCCCACCCAUGCUUUUACUUUUACUCUUUUCGAGUCGAGUUUGUCGGCCAUUUCAGCUCCAUUCCAAGAUGCCAGCUAUUAGAUGAGGCGCUAUAACAAAACUGUUGCCUACUUUGCGGCGGCGCCAAUAAAACGAACAAUGCACAAGCCGCAUGUACAUACAUUCACACACAUACAUUCACAUGCAUUAGUUGAGAUGCCAUAUAAAAAGUGUUGCCUACUUUGCGGCGGCACAAACAAAGUAAACAAUGCACAAUUAUACGCACUUACACACACAUGCCAAUGCAAAAAUAUGUAUUAUACCGCCACACACACACACAUACACAACAAAUAAAUAUGUACUUACGCCCAUAAGGGCGCCAUAAUCUUUAUAAGUUAAUAAAGUUUUGUAUUGCAA
Drosophila sulfurigaster albostrigata is the source of this 2780-nucleotide messenger RNA. It is a transcript of the gene ETHR, whose product is annotated as growth hormone secretagogue receptor type 1. Gene Ontology annotation, biological process: G protein-coupled receptor signaling pathway. The coding region runs from base 428 to 1765 and encodes 445 amino acids. NCBI's taxonomy places the organism in Eukaryota, Metazoa, Arthropoda, Insecta, Diptera, Drosophilidae. Gene Ontology annotation, cellular component: plasma membrane. Gene Ontology annotation, molecular function: thyrotropin-releasing hormone receptor activity. The transcript has 4 exons. The record is from RefSeq and is a predicted model, not a curated record.